This is a messenger RNA of Suillus fuscotomentosus, 714 nucleotides long. RefSeq lists its product as uncharacterized. The record is from RefSeq and is a predicted model, not a curated record. Lineage: Eukaryota; Fungi; Basidiomycota; Agaricomycetes; Boletales; Suillaceae. The transcript has a single exon. Bases 1 to 714 code for a protein of 237 amino acids.
AUGUUUAACCAGUCUGGUCUUUUCUCCGCUGUCAACACGUCUUUCAUUGUCGCGAUGGGGUCCAACCUCAGUCCUGACCCUAGUGACACCACGAAUGCCCUUUUGAAGCAACUCGUGCAGAUUGGACUUGGCAACCUCGCUGAGGCAGGCUCCAAGCCUGCAGACCCAGCAUCUACCUGGUCUCUGACUGCGCCGACCUUGUGGAUUCAAAUGAUCGCAUAUGCGAGUUUGUCCAUGAGCUUGCUAGCUGCAUUCGGGGCCGUGCUGGGAAAGCAGUGGCUCGGGUACUACAAGUCAAACAGAUAUGGCCGCGGCUCGCAGGAGGAACAAGCAAAGCGCAGGCAAGAGAAGUUCAACGGCCUCGUCACAUGGCAUUUUGAUGCUGUCGUACAAUCCUUUCCGGUCUUACUUCAGAUCUCUCUUCUUCUCUUUGGGAUUGCUCUUGGCGCCAAUUUGUGGUACAAGCAGGCGAGCAUCGCCUGGGUCAUCAUUGGAACGACGGUCUUCGGAUUUCUCUUUUAUUCUCUGACUGUGAUGGCGUGUCUGAUAUCUACUGCCUGUCCAUUUCAGACACCGACAUCGACGAUAUUGUACGUGUUGCGCAUCGACAGUAAGAUCAUGAAUUCUGGUGGUUGUUCCCUAUCUGAAUCAAUAUUGCAGGAUUUCUCCACCUGGCAUUCAAACGAGUUUCCUGUGAUUUCCAGUGGCUCAUGA